This is a messenger RNA of Epinephelus fuscoguttatus (brown-marbled grouper), 6192 nucleotides long. It is a transcript of the gene irs2b, whose product is annotated as insulin receptor substrate 2b. Lineage: Eukaryota; Metazoa; Chordata; Actinopteri; Perciformes; Serranidae. Gene Ontology annotation, molecular function: phosphatidylinositol 3-kinase binding; insulin receptor binding. The transcript has 2 exons. Gene Ontology annotation, biological process: insulin receptor signaling pathway. Gene Ontology annotation, cellular component: plasma membrane; cytosol. Bases 376 to 3747 code for a protein of 1123 amino acids. The record is from RefSeq and is a predicted model, not a curated record.
UAGUAGGAGGGCUUUUUCCUUCUCUCUCCCUCUCCUUUGAACGGGGCCAUCUCACUCCAGCAUUCAUCCCGCUUCCACCAAUAAGCCCAAUGAGCUGAGUGCGCACCGCCCACUGUCGGUGUGUGUAUUUUUUCUCCUCCUUUCCCUGCUUUUUUUUUUUAUCUACACCAGAGCUGGAUGUGUACUUCGUCACAUGUUGUUUCCCCUCCUCAGUCCGGACACUAGCAGACAUGUGUUAUUUAUUGCUCAGCUGUGGGAGAAGACGAACGCACGCACAGCCGGCUCUUGAAAUAGAGGAUUAAAAUAACGCGCGUCGUUUCUUUAGCAACUCGAGGGAAAGGAAAAGCAUUGUGUCUGAUAGCGAAGGACACGAGAAUGGCGAGUCCGCCAAACACUGGAGAUCAGCCGAUAUUGCCCAGCAAUACGACAGCGAGCAACAAUGUCAAGAAAUGCGGAUAUCUGAAGAAGCAGAAGCACGGACACAAGCGCUUUUUCGUUUUAAAAGAGCCGAGCGAAGGUUUCCCUGCCCGGCUGGAGUACUACGAGAGCGAGAAGAAAUGGAAAAACAAAUCGGCCGCGAAGAGAGUUAUUCCUCUGGACUGCUGUCUCAAUAUCAACAAGAGAGCGGACGCAAAACACAAAUAUCUUAUUGCUCUUUAUACCAAGGACGAGUAUUUCGCCGUAGCGGCAGAAAACGAGCAGGAGCAGGAGAGCUGGUACCGGGUGCUGACGGAUUUAAUGGCAGAGGGGAAAGUGUACGACGGCUCAGCGUCCAACUCUGCGUCCUCGCUGGUUGGCUUCGACGAAGCGAGCUACGGUGUAAUAACGCCGGUCACUGCCGCCUACAAGGAGGUAUGGCAAGUCAAUCUGAAAUCCAAAGGUUUGGGACAAAGCAGAAAUUUGACCGGGGUAUACAGACUGUGCCUCUCCAGCCGGACUAUCAGCUUUGUGAAGCUGAACUCGGAGGUUGCCUCGGUCAUUUUGCAGCUGAUGAAUAUCCGGAGGUGCGGCCAUUCUGACAGCUUUUUCUUCAUUGAGGUCGGUCGAUCUGCAGCCACGGGACCGGGGGAGUUCUGGAUGCAGGCUGAUGACUCGGUGGUGGCGCAAAAUAUCCACGAAACUAUCCUCGAGGCAAUGAAAGCCAUGAAGGAGCUGUCGGAAUUCCGACCGCGCAGCAAAAGCCAGUCAUCUGGUACAAACCCCAUCUCUGUGCCGACACGGAGGCACCUGAACAAUCUCCCCCCCAGUCAGACCGGGCUUCCCCGGCGGUCACGCACCGACAGCAUGGCUAUGACCUCUCCUGUGAGCAAAUUUUCCUCCUGUCGAAUACGCACAGCCAGCGAGGGCGAUGGCACCAUGGCACGCCCCAUGUCAGUGAGCGGCAGCCCCCUCAGCCCAGGCGUCCACAGGACCCUGCUGAGCAGAUCUCACACCAUUUCAAUGCGCCCUUGUCGGACAUUUGAAUCCUCCUCCCUUCAGCACAGUAAGUCCAUGUCUAUGCCUCUGUCUCCCUCCCCACCCAUAGCCACCCCGAGCCUGGGAAAUCUGUCAUCCUGCCCAGACAGCAGUGCUCCUCGCCCCUCCAGCUGCAGUGCCUCUUUCUCAGGCUCCCCCAGUGAUGCUGGUUUCAUAUCAUGUGAGGAGUAUGGCUCCAGCCCUGCGGACGCACGAGACCUGAGGCUACCUCUCACUCUCCGUAGCAACACUCCUGAGUCUCUCAAAGCUGACACUCCCCCCUCCCGGGAUGGCAGCGAGCUUGAUGGCUACAUGGUGAUGGAACGGCAGAAUGGUUACCGCAGGUUACCAGAGCUGGACAAGGCUUAUCGAAAGCGCACAUAUUCCCUCACCACUCCCCGCCAGCAGAGGGGUCCCCCCCAGGUAUCCUCAGCCUCCCUGGAUGAAUAUACUCUUAUGAGGGCCACGUACACCAGUGGAAGCCAGCCUUCUCGCAGGUGCCACACUGCCUCCCCUAAAGGGAUCUAUCCUGAGGAUUACAGGGAUGUUCAGAUCGGCGUUAGCAGUCUCCAAGGUGACAGUGGCUAUAUGCCCAUGAUGCCAGGUGUUGCACCACAGACACCAGGGUCCAAGCAUGACCUUUACAUGCCCAUGAGCCCCAUGUGUGUUUCUGCUCCAAAACAGAUCAUCAACCCCCGUACGCACACUUCAGCUGGGCUGGCCCAACACACAGAAUCCCCUGGGAGUGUUUCUCUGGAGGACAAUGGCUAUAUGCGGAUGUGGUGUGGAACCAAGAUGUCAGUGGAGAGCACUGAUGGAAAGCACACCAAUGGAGAGUACCUGAAUAUGUCCCCCGUUGACCCUCUGGUGUCUCUCACACCCCCAGACUACAUCCUCAGUUCUCCGGGGGGAGAUCCACAUCCCCAGCAACAUCACAGACAGCCUUAUUCUUACAGCUCGCUACCACGCUCACUUAAAGGCCAGUUGCAGCGCAAUGGGUCCACAGACAAAGACCAGUAUGUGGUGAUGAGCUUACAGAAACAGCGGAUAGAAGAGGAAUCCAACAAUUGUCCUGUCUCUCCAGGAGACUCUGUGGCGAGCAGCUCUCCGGGGACACCAAGCACCCCUUCCUCUGUCCUAUCUCCUCUCAGAGUGGCUCGGGUUGAUGGAGGUCUGGUACACCGGAGUAGGGUGUGUCGGCCCACCCGCCUGGCUCUGGAAUCCCUCAGAACACUACCAUGUAUGAAUGAACACCCACUUCCCUCAGAGCCACGCAGCCCUGGAGAGUACAUCAACAUAGACUUUAGUAGUGCUGCUCGUGACCCGCUGUCAUCUACAGUGUCAGAGAGCUCUGAGUCUUCUGUGAGUUUAAUGUGUGCAGAGAAGGGAUCCUUGCCACUUUCAGACUAUGCUAAUGUCGACGUCAGCUCCACGGGUCACCUUGGCUCACACCAGCCUGGGGGUUCCCCCCCUGCAGGGUGCCUAAAACACAAGCCUGAAGUCUUAUCUUGUCCUAGUCUGGUGAGCGCCCAGCAGAACAUGCAGGGAGGCAAGGAGAAAGAAGAGAUAAAAAGCUUAGAGAGACAGGCAGAGGAGAGGGGGAUGGUUGAUGAAUAUCCUCUCCAACAGCAGGUGAGCCUGGUCUGUCAGCCUGCACCGGUCAAGGAUGACUACACUGAGAUGACUUUCAGUCCCCCUGCCCCUCUACCUGCUCUCUGCACCACUGAUGCUGCUCCCCUUCCCACCAGCCCCACUGCCUGCAUCCAGAGACUCAGCCUUGACAGCACCAUUGUGGACGGGGUGCCCCCUGUGCCAGUGGACUCUUUUCUCCUCGGGGGUCCUUCGUUAUCUGUCACCCUCUUGGAUCCACACAGGGGUGCCAAAGUGAUCCGAGCUGACCCUCAGGGGCGCCGGCGGCACAGUUCUGAGACCUUCUCCUCCACCACCACUGUCACACCAGUGUGCCCAUCCUUUGCUCAUGACACCAAACGGCACAGCUCUGCCUCUGUAGAGAAUGUAUCCCACACUGUUUGCAGCUCUGAGGGCUCUGACGAGGACUAUGGCAGCAACAGCCCCAUGUGCAGGGAGAUGUCAGCUGGUUAUCAAAACGGACUCAACUACAUUGCCUUAAACUUGAUGGAGGGAAACCUCGGAGGGUGCCGGUUAGGAGGUUGUGAUGGACUGCUGAGGUUCAAGAACGCCUGUGGCUGCAAAGGGGGCAUGAAUGGUUUCAACACUAGCCCCUACGCCAGCAUGGGAUUCAAGGAGACUGCUGCUGCUGUGAAAGAAUGAGGGCUGACGGGCCCUCCCUCUCCCCCCACCUUUUCCUGUGAACGUAGGGUUUCGCUGCAGCCAAGUGACGAGGUCGCCACAGCGACAGCUGGACCAUGCGCUGCAGUCGAUGUCCUUUGACCUCUUUGCCGCCUUCGAGGGUCAUGGGGAUGGCCAUCACCAUGGCAACACGGACACUUGACCCUUACCCCAAAUCUUCCCUCCGCUUUCCUCGGCACCAAAACAUUCAGGCACCAUCGCUGCUGCUGUACUAGAUUACUUAAAAGAAUAACAAGAACUUAAACGGACUAUUAACUCUAACUAUAGAUAGGUACUAUUUAUCUCUGUGCAUAGGCCUGCAAAAUUAUUCUGCAGUAUAUUGUUAUUUUACUUAUUGAUUAUUAUUGUUAUUAUUGCCAUUCACACACUUUCAGCUGGUCUUUUGGCUUCAGCCAAUAGUUGCCGGAUACUCUCACCUGAAAAACCUGUGAACCAAACCUGGAGAGCAAAGUGUGCACACACAUACAAGCAAAAAAGAAACAAACCCUUUCAUGCAUACAGAUUACAUAUAUUUAUUUAUUUAUCAUGUAUGUAUGCAUUCAAUGAAGUGUGUGUGUGAAUUUGUACACAGAUUGUACUGCAAAAAGAGGUGGCAUUUAUGAACAUAUUUAAAAAUCAAAGUUAACAUUUGCUCAAAACAAACAAAAAAAAGAAAACCCUACCUCAGCAAAACCCAGGUUGGUACCAAUUCACACAGUACAAAUAUAUAUAAAAUAUUUAUUUUCAGAGGUGAAUGUUUUUUAAAAAUCACCAAUCCAAAGCCUUACUCGAGCCAUCAGCCCCCGUCUGAUGGACCUUUUUAAGUUUGGACCUACAAACACGCAGUAUAUCAAAGAUUUAACCGAUCAUCUUGUAGACUGAAUGUUCAUCAGAGCCGAAUGAGAGGCAGCCUCUCUGAGAUUAAGUUCCUUCUUUCUCCACCUUACAUUUAUGACAAGAUUAUGUAUAAAAGAUCCAGAGUAAUAUAUUUAUUAAUAUGCCUGAGAUGGAGGAUUCAUACACCCCAACAGAAUACUCAGAGGACUUUAGAGGAACGCCUGACAUUGCAUGCAGGCGUCACACAUACAAACACUGCAGCAUGGACCAGGUCUAACUGGACCUGAGCACCAGAUCUGUGGCCUAUCUGAGCCCAAGUCUCAGCACAUUUACACACUUUACCUACUCAGCCACUGUUCACCUGUGAUACCCUGCACAACUACACAGCCUGCAGGAUGUUAUGACCUGCCAGGAAAAGGGACAUGAAUGUUUGAAGUUAUUUAAGUAACUGGACAGCGUAGAAUCGUACGUUUUUCUCACCUGAUGCCUCAUUGCGGAGCUCUGUCACACAGCGCUGAACAAUGUGGCAAAUGCAUCGAGCCGCUCGGUAGCUUGAAUCCACUUUGAGCUGAGAGAGAGCCAGACGGGACACGCCGGAGCUAAUGCAUGGUCUUGCACUUACAAACUUUCUAGAUUGUAACACAAGACACAUUGAAUGUAGUACACGCUGUGUUCCGAGCUUGGGAACACACAAGCCAACAAACACUACAGCAACUGCAACACCAACAAUGAAACAUGCAGAGGUACUGAAUCAAAACUAUGACACAGAUACAAGCCGAAUACAAGAAACAAAGCAGGGGAAGUAUCUCUUUAUUUAUCUGAAUUCACUGGUACUUAACCGUUGCCUAUAUACUGUAAAUAGUGCGGUGUUACAGAGAAUUACAUUUACGCAAACGCUGAGAAACUUUGAGAGAUGUUAAGUUAAAUAACUUAUGUUGUUUGUACUGUACAUAGUAUGUGUUUGAGUGAACUUUCUGAUACAACAAAAGCACUAAUUAAGUUAUAUGCUAACCAGUAUGGUUUUGCUUUGACUUUUUUUUUUUUUUACUGUCAUGGGAUAGUCUUGUGAAAUGGAUGCCACUAUGAGGACAUUUUCUAAUGCUGUAAUUCUGAAAAAAAGAUUUUAAAGAAAAAUCAUUAAUACUUGACAUAAUUAAUUCUUGUUAUUUAGGUACAACACAAAUGGCAUAUAUGCAAUAUUUACACUUUUGAAAAUUAGUUUACAAAGACGUACCAAAUGUAUAAAUACUGUUAAUAAUGUUUGUUAAACCAUAAAAAUCAGAUUUUUGCUGUUUGUACAUUUUUUUCCUCCAAAUUUGAAAUGAAAAACUUUUUUUGUGUUUGUUUUUUGCUAAUCGAGCCUCUUGGUGUUUUGAGCAGUGUUUUGCAUUUGGAUAAUGUUUCAAGUUUUUAUUCAGCAUCUAAAGGUUACGAUAUGGGCUUCUCUUUGCUGUGUCUUUCAUUGUAAAUAUUUCAUAUCUUGCAUAUUGUAAUGCUAAUAAGAGAUGAUAAUUUAAACUUAGUUCAUUGCUUUAGAUUGUAUUGAUUCUUUAUAGACACAUGCAAUAAAUAAUGAUGUUAUUUAAGAAA